AUGAAAAAUAGACCAGCGGAGUCACAAUUACCGGAGAAAGGUUACUUGUUGAUUUUUUUGGCGAGUCUCGGCGAUUCUCGGGAUACUCAGAGGGGCGCUGUCGUGUCGCAGGUGAAGGUGAUGAACAAGCAGCUGCUGCUGUUCCACAACGCGGUGUCGGCGUACUUCAGCGGCAACAACGUGGCGCUGGAGGCGGCGGUGCGCCACUUCAACAUCCACCCCCCGCCUCCCGCGCCCGCGCCCUGCCCCCCCGCGCCCGCGCUCUCGGCCGCGCUCGCCGCCGCCUCCGCGCCCGCCCCCGCUCCCGCUACCGCCCCCGCCCCCGCCUCCGCCCCCGCGCCCGCCGCCUCGCUCGACGCGCCGCGCACCGCCUAG
Arctia plantaginis is the source of this 375-nucleotide messenger RNA. NCBI's taxonomy places the organism in Eukaryota, Metazoa, Arthropoda, Insecta, Lepidoptera, Erebidae. The record is from the annotation of a GenBank genome assembly.